Messenger RNA from Pteropus alecto (black flying fox), 846 nucleotides. Its product is annotated as histone H2B type 1-M. Gene Ontology annotation, cellular component: nucleosome. Gene Ontology annotation, molecular function: protein heterodimerization activity; structural constituent of chromatin; DNA binding. Lineage: Eukaryota; Metazoa; Chordata; Mammalia; Chiroptera; Pteropodidae. The transcript has 2 exons. Bases 50 to 430 code for a protein of 126 amino acids. The record is from RefSeq and is a predicted model, not a curated record.
GAUUAUUUUGUCAGGCGUUAGGGAUCGUGUUGUGACGUUUCGAGCUAUAAUGCCCGAGCCCACAAAAUCGGCCCCGGCCCCGAAGAAGGGCUCCAAGAAGGCGGUGACCAAGGCGCAGAAGAAGGACGGCAAGAAGCGCAAGCGCAGCCGCAAGGAGAGCUACUCGGUGUACGUGUACAAGGUGCUGAAGCAGGUGCACCCCGACACCGGCAUCUCGUCCAAGGCCAUGGGCAUCAUGAACUCGUUCGUGAACGACAUCUUCGAGCGCAUCGCGGGCGAGGCGUCGCGCCUGGCGCAUUACAACAAGCGCUCGACCAUCACGUCGCGGGAGAUCCAGACGGCCGUGCGCCUGCUGCUGCCCGGGGAGCUGGCCAAGCACGCCGUGUCCGAGGGCACCAAGGCCGUCACCAAGUACACCAGCUCCAAGUAGACGUGCACGGGAGAAAUAUGAAUGCAGAGAAGAAAUGAAUGCAAACAGUAACUGCAAAUGUGAAUCAGCCCAUACAAGUUAUGAAAUAUGAAAAGUCUGAUCUGCUUGAGAAUGAUUGAUUAGUGUGUUUAUCCUGCCCAAAUCCAACCCAUCCUGGCUUGCUGCACACUCGCUGCAUCAAAAAGGAGAUCAUUAUCUGAGUGGAAGAGCCCAAAAAAUGUGUUUUAGCUUUCUCGUUCCAUUUUUUUGGUGUGUGUGUGAAUUAUAAAAUUAGAUUUUACUUCUGUUACAGGCAUACUUACUGAGAAUUCAUUAUUUCCCAUGGACUAUCUUUGCUUAGGGAAGUCUGAAUCGAGAAGAUGGCAAACCGUCUAUAAUGAGAUGUUAUGAUUAAUAAAAUUUCUGAAGAAUUGGAA